AUGGACGAUCUUCUCACGCCCGUGAGCACCACCUAUCUCAAACCACGAAAAGAGACAGAGCCACUCUUUACAGAAGUCAAGACAUCCUCUCCCCAGCCAGAACCAAGAAAGAUCACUGCCAUCUCGACAGCCGACGAUGCCGUGGAUGUUCUGAAGAACCAACCCGACUAUGAUAGUCUCAUCUCAGUUUUAGAGUUUCUGACGAGUACCAAACCUUCAUCCGAUAACUUUUCUCUUUCAACGCCUAGUCCCAAGAGCGCAUUAAUAGUGCAUUUGCUCGUCUCCGAAAUUGCGCCAAAUUACUGGACUUUAUUACUCGAAGGAAGUUUCGAUGGUGUUGCCCAGUCAGCAGCAGCGCUCCCUCGAGAUGCUGAGCUAUUUGUUGCCUGCAUUCAAAGUCUAACCGGUCUCAACGCUGUGAUCACACAGAUUAAAACACUUAUCCAGGAGUCGCGGAUGGGAGGGAAAGAAGAAAAGAGAACUGAUUUAUCUCUAAAUGCCAACAUUCUUUUGAGUGUGCUGUCUGCUAUUCUUGACGGCCAUGGAGCGAUAUCUGCAAUCUGGAGUGCAUCAACAAAAGGCAUCUCAAACGCUGCUCUCCAGCGAGUUCAGUCUCAGAAGCUGGGGUCAAUUCUGACAAAUGGCCAAAUCGUAUCAACUUCCGCUGAAGCUUUAGAAAUCAUCGGCCGUGAUAGAGAGAGGGACGAAACCAAGUGGAUUGCUGAUGGACUUCAGUACAGCAAAUGGAUGGGAAAUAGUAUUGUCUCAUGGGUCAGGUCAUCUCCUGAAGCAGACGCCAUGACUUUUGCUUCUGAUCUAUUCCAGAAGUCCUUGUCCCUGCAUCACUCAGAAACGCUCAUUAAAACUGUCAUUAACGGACUCCUUCUUUCUAAGGAGAGCUCGGUGCAGACGUUCACAAGAGUUGCCCUUAGCCAACCACGGUCUUCGAAGAAAGUCAUUCAUCUUUUACUACACCACCUCUCGCGCACAUAUUUGAAUCACCUGACUCUAGAUGAUAAUUCCCCGGACGGCAAUAUUUCUGCAGUAGCUGGACUGCUGAAAGAGCUAGCGUUGAACGACCAAUUCAGGAGAGACAUACUCAUAGAAUGGUGUGCGUCCUCCUCAGGCGCAGGCCUUGGAGAUGGAGUGGGUAUUCGCCGUGCUGUAAUAGCUACGCUCUCUCAAGACCGAGAAGCCAUUACAUCUGUACUGGAAAAGAGCCUUGCGCAGUUUGGAGAUGAGUUGUAUAUCAGACACUCGGCGAUGCUGCAACAGGAUGUGCAUACCCAGAUCCUACUCUUGGCAGCUGGCUAUAUGCACAGAAUAUCUCCUAUGAAGCUGACUUUACUUAUGCGAGUUGGCACGUAUAUGACCACAAUUUCUAACCGUAUCGGUGCGACUCAAUCAAAGGCACAGUUCCUCGGUCUUGUCGUUGGUGAAGCACUCUCCUCUCUCAUUGAUGACAACAAGCAGAGGCUAAACUUCAAGAUGGAGGAGACGGAUACAGAAGAAGCACAGCAGUUGAAGGGACUCACAAAGAUCUCCGAUCCCGUUGGGCCAAUCGACCCUAUCCUAUCAAACAUCGCGAUCGAGCCAACUAUACAAAAACGAAAACCUACGACAUCUAGCAAACCUGUCCAGAAGAAGGCUAAGCAAAAGAAGCCCAUCAUCAAAGAAGUCAAGCCAAAAGCCAUAAUCGAAGAAAUCGAUUCUUCAGAGGAGGAUCAGGAUCUUGCUCCUUAUUCCAAAGAUUCAGAUCCUGAGGAUUCCGACGACGACGCAACUCUGGUCCAACGCAACAAACCCAAACCUCCCGUCUACGUCAGAGACCUUAUUUCAUACUUGAGAGACUCCGAAACCUAUGACAAGCAGUUGCUUGCUCUUCAAACUGCCCCAGUCCUCAUCCGACGCAAGGCCAACUAUGGCACUGAAGUCAGUUUCCAUGCCGAUGAGCUGGCUGGGCUUUUGGUGGGUAUUCAAGACAAGUUUGAGAUUGAAAACUUCCAAGACUUGCGAGUGCAAGGUAUGGUGGCGUUGGUGAUCUCCCAGCCCAAGACAAUGGCCCCUUGGUUUGCACGCACGUUCUUCGAAGGCGAUUACUCCCUCUAUCAGCGAACGUCAGUUCUCAUUACACUGGGCUUGUCAGCUCGAGAACUGGCCGGCUUUGCGAUUUCACAGUACGAGUCGGCUGCUGCCUUUCCAUCAAAGCGGCUUCCUGAAAAGAUGGAGCAGUUAUACAUUGGGCCUUCAGACGAGAACAAGGCACUGCCAUCUUCUCAACUGAAAGCACUUCCGGCAAAUGCUCUCGACAGUAUUUCACAGUCACUAACAUCGGAAUUCCUCGCUCCACUAGCUGCAGAAGCUGCUGAUGCGAACACGGGGCCUGAUGUCCUAAAGCUUCAGACAUUCACUGCACGUUACAAGUCCAAGACCAAGGCUAAACCCCGUGUCCGUGCUAUCCCAAACACGACAGCAGCCCUCCUCGCUACCUCUUUCUUCUCGCCGCUUGCUGCGCACUUUCAAGUUGCUCUUCGCUCUGCGAAACCCAUCAUUCUCAACCACGCACUUCUGGCGCUCUAUCUACAAACACUGGGUAUCAUCGUUCAUGCCGCAGGACCUUCGACACUUUCCCUGCCGCAGCUUACAUCUGAACUGUGGGAUUUGCUGCUCGGCGUUCGUGUACACGUGUUGGGUGAUCUCGGCGCCACAAAAGGUUGGUUGGCUGCCAUGGCUUCGCUCCUUGAGGUGAACGGCGGCGACUUGAGACGGCUAUGCGAGAACCAGGGAAGAGAAGUAAUGGAGACAAGGCAGUGGGUCUCCAUGGUGUUUGAGAGAACAAGGGGGGAGGAUGGAGGGGAAGAGAACGAUGUCAAGAUGUUGGCGGCAGGUGUACUCAUCAGGAUUGGAGAGGCUAUCGAAAAGUACCAAGCUUUACUUAUGGGAGACAUGAUCGGAUUUCAGUAG
Fusarium pseudograminearum CS3096 is the source of this 2964-nucleotide messenger RNA. RefSeq lists its product as uncharacterized. The transcript is spliced from 3 exons. Gene Ontology annotation, biological process: telomere maintenance via telomerase; protein stabilization. The coding region runs from base 1 to 2964 and encodes 987 amino acids. The record is from RefSeq and is a predicted model, not a curated record. Gene Ontology annotation, molecular function: Hsp90 protein binding; telomeric repeat DNA binding. NCBI's taxonomy places the organism in Eukaryota, Fungi, Ascomycota, Sordariomycetes, Hypocreales, Nectriaceae. Gene Ontology annotation, cellular component: cytosol.